This is a messenger RNA of Heterobilharzia americana, 1956 nucleotides long. NCBI's taxonomy places the organism in Eukaryota, Metazoa, Platyhelminthes, Trematoda, Strigeidida, Schistosomatidae. The record is from the annotation of a GenBank genome assembly.
AUGAUCGAAGGUUAUUCAAAGCUAAACACUAUCUAUGCGCAAACAUUCCACGAACUAAAUGGUUUCGAUAGACCAACUGCCAGUCAUUCAAUUGAACCAACAGGAAAUAAUCGAGAUAUCUUGAGUCUUUUAUCCAGUGAAAUGCGUUUCGAUAAGGAUACGAUGCAGUCAAGGAGUGGUGGCGUACAAAGCGUAACCGUAAGUCAGGAUUAUAUUACAAUUUACGAAACAUAUGAAGAGAAAAAUUGGAUGACACCUGGUACAUUAAAAAGUGUAUACAUAAAACAACCACCAGAACAACAAGAUACGUCUACAAGUCCUUCAGAACUAGUAGUAAAUGAGUUCCAAGGACAAAGUUUGAAAUUGACAAAAUGUCAUAGUGACAACAUUCCUCCCAUAUGUCAUAUUUACUCAGAGAACGAUAAGGAUAUUUCACAUUUGUGCAUCGAUACAGAAUCACACCAUAAAACAAAACAAGAAACAAAAGAAGAAGAAGAAGAAGAAGAAGAAGAAGAAGAAGAAGAAGAAGAAGAAGAAGAAGAAGAAGAAGAAGAAGAAGAAGAAGAAGAAGAAGAAGAAGAAGAAGAAGAAGAAGAAGAAGAAGAAGAAGAAGAAGAAGAAGAAGAAGAAGAAGAAGAAGAAGAAGAAGAAGAAGAAGAAGAAGAAGAAGAAGAAGAAGAAGAAGAAGAAGAAGAAGAAGAAGAAGAAGAAGAAGAAGAAGAAGAAGAAGAAGAAGAAGAAGAAGAAGAAGAAGAAGAAGAAGAAGAAGAAGAAGAAGAAGAAGAAGAAGAAGAAGAAGAAGAAGAAGAAGAAGAAGAAGAAGAAGAAGAAGAAGAAGAAGAAGAAGAAGAAGAAGAAGAAGAAGAAGAAGAAGAAGAAGAAGAAGAAGAAGAAGAAGAAGAAGAAGAAGAAGAAGAAGAAGAAGAAGAAGAAGAAGAAGAAGAAGAAGAAGAAGAAGAAGAAGAAGAAGAAGAAGAAGAAGAAGAAGAAGAAGAAGAAGAAGAAGAAGAAGAAGAAGAAGAAGAAGAAGAAGAAGAAGAAGAAGAAGAAGAAGAAGAAGAAGAAGAAGAAGAAGAAGAAGAAGAAGAAGAAGAAGAAGAAGAAGAAGAAGAAGAAGAAGAAGAAGAAGAAGAAGAAGAAGAAGAAGAAGAAGAAGAAGAAGAAGAAGAAGAAGAAGAAGAAGAAGAAGAAGAAGAAGAAGAAGAAGAAGAAGAAGAAGAAGAAGAAGAAGAAGAAGAAGAAGAAGAAGAAGAAGAAGAAGAAGAAGAAGAAGAAGAAGAAGAAGAAGAAGAAGAAGAAGAAGAAGAAGAAGAAGAAGAAGAAGAAGAAGAAGAAGAAGAAGAAGAAGAAGAAGAAGAAGAAGAAGAAGAAGAAGAAGAAGAAGAAGAAGAAGAAGAAGAAGAAGAAGAAGAAGAAGAAGAAGAAGAAGAAGAAGAAGAAGAAGAAGAAGAAGAAGAAGAAGAAGAAGAAGAAGAAGAAGAAGAAGAAGAAGAAGAAGAAGGAGGAAGAAGGAGGAAGAAACUGAUUAAAACUUACCUGAUUCUAAUGAAGUUAUAAAGUUGAAUGAAAAGUAAAUAAACAUUCAAAUCAGGAAAGAAUAAAAACUAUGAAAAAAUGUUGGAAUAUUACAAAAUAUUUACUUAUCAACAAAUAAAUAUGUUCAACAUCGAUUAGAUAAUAACUUUAAGAUAAACAAAAGUGAAUUAAAACAGAAUAUAUACUAAUGAUAUAACAAGUCUGUAUUCAUCACAAUCUAUAACUCUACUUAGACUACUAUCAGAAGAGCACAAGAGUAAAACAGUUAGCAGAUAUCUUAGAAACUCAUAUUAUCGAAACAAUAGAAUAUAUAUUAAAUAUAACUUAGCCAAAUAAUGAAAAUUUAAACUAUCAAGACCAAUCAACAACAACAACAGCAGAAGUCUUUAACACCGAUCCAGAGAACAAUUUUAAUUUAUU